Lepus europaeus (European hare) is the source of this 8130-nucleotide messenger RNA. RefSeq names its product Wnt family member 2B (gene WNT2B). Gene Ontology annotation, biological process: multicellular organism development; cell fate commitment; canonical Wnt signaling pathway. Gene Ontology annotation, molecular function: frizzled binding; cytokine activity. The record is from RefSeq and is a predicted model, not a curated record. The transcript has 5 exons. Gene Ontology annotation, cellular component: extracellular region. Bases 266 to 1447 code for a protein of 393 amino acids. NCBI's taxonomy places the organism in Eukaryota, Metazoa, Chordata, Mammalia, Lagomorpha, Leporidae.
ACACUGCACCUCGUGCUGGGCCAGCGCGCUCCAGACCCUGGGCACGGCGCGCCGUCGUCGGUUUCAGGACGCGGCAACUUGCGCCCCUCUCGGGGACCCUGCGCCCUGGUUCCCGGACUCCAGGUGACCCUAGGUUCCCAGCCGCCGGCGACCUCCAUGGCCCCCCAGGGGGGUGAGGUAGGAGCAGCCUGAGGUCCGCCCCCAGCCCCAGACGGUGUCCCGUCCACGCCCCUCCGGGCUGCGUGGCCGGAGUCUUCGGGGAGCUAUGCUGAGGCCGGGGGGUGCAGAGGAAGCCGCGCAGCUCCCCCCUCGGCGCGCCCGCGCCCCUGCCCCUGCCCCCGCGCCCAGACCCGCGGCCCCCGACGGCUCCCCGGCUUCGGCCCGCCUAGGUCUUGCCUGCCUGCUGCUGCUGCUGCUGUUGACGCUGCCAGCCCGCGUCGAUUCGUCCUGGUGGUACAUCGGGGCACUGGGGGCCCGAGUGAUCUGUGACAAUAUCCCUGGUUUGGUGAGCCGGCAGCGGCAGCUGUGCCAGCGUUACCCAGACAUCAUGCGCUCGGUGGGCGAAGGUGCCCGGGAAUGGAUCCGAGAGUGUCAGCACCAGUUCCGCCACCACCGCUGGAACUGCACCACACUGGACCGGGACCACACUGUCUUUGGUCGUGUCAUGCUCAGAAGUAGCCGGGAGGCAGCUUUUGUAUAUGCCAUCUCAUCCGCAGGCGUGGUCCAUGCCAUCACUCGAGCCUGUAGCCAGGGUGAACUGAGUGUAUGCAGCUGUGACCCCUACACGCGUGGCCGACACCACGACCAACGCGGGGACUUUGACUGGGGUGGCUGCAGUGACAACAUCCACUAUGGUGUCCGCUUUGCCAAGGCCUUCGUGGAUGCCAAGGAGAAGAGGCUUAAGGAUGCCCGGGCCCUCAUGAACUUACAUAACAACCGCUGUGGUCGCACGGCUGUGCGGCGGUUUCUGAAGCUGGAGUGCAAAUGCCACGGCGUGAGUGGCUCCUGUACUCUGCGCACCUGCUGGCGUGCACUCUCAGACUUCCGCCGCACAGGUGAUUACUUGCGGCGGCGCUACGAUGGGGCUGUGCAGGUGACAGCCACCCAGGAUGGUGCCAACUUCACAGCAGCCCGCCAAGGCUAUCGCCGUGCCACCCGGACUGAUCUUGUCUACUUUGACAACUCCCCUGACUACUGUGUCUUGGACAAGGCUGCAGGUUCCCUAGGCACUGCUGGCCGUGUCUGCAGCAAGACAUCGAAAGGAACGGAUGGCUGUGAAAUCAUGUGCUGUGGCCGCGGGUACGACACGACUCGAGUUACCCGUGUCACCCAGUGUGAGUGCAAAUUCCACUGGUGCUGUGCGGUGCGCUGCAAGGAAUGCAGAAACACUGUGGAUGUCCAUACUUGCAAGGCCCCCAAGAAGGCAGAGUGGCUAGACCAGACCUGAACACAGACAGCUCACUCGGCUCUCCGUUUCAAGUCUCUCAACUCAAAAGCACAAGAUCUUUGCAUGCACACCUUCCUUCCCCCUCAACCCUGGGCUGCUACAGCUUCUAUUUAAGGACCGAGAGUAAUCCAGCAGGACCAUGGUGUCCUGGUUGGUUCCUUAGCCCUGGGAAGGAGUUGAUAGGAGAUGUAAGAAACUGAGUGGCUCCCUGGUAUCCCUGUCUGGAAGUCUGAAGGGAGAGUAGAAGAGGUAGGGGGUCUUCAGAGUGAUAUGAAUUGCACUAAAGUACCUGGUUGGGGCUCAUUUUUCUUUCCUUUGUACUGGCUUCCUAACACUUCUUAGGUGUGCAAGAGGAAAGGUAACUGGAGAGAGCUUCUUUUUGUUUCUACCUGGCUGAGGGUAGAUGGGACAGAGAUGAAACUGCGUAACCCUUCCCUGGAGACAGUUUGAGCAGUUUGCCUGGUAACACCCCCCUCAAAAAAAAAAAAAAAAUUCUAGGCUAUAACUUUCCUCUGUUAUUGACAGCCUGGGAAUGCUCAACAAGUUAAUCAUAGUGGACAAGGUUCCACUCACAUGCUCAUGUUUAUAAACCACUGUUUUGUAGGGGGAAAAAUCAUAUAACCAUAUAAACAGCUUCAUAUUCAUAUGCUGUCCCUCUGCCCUUUUCCCCUGUAUCAGCCAGCGUGGCUUCUUUUGUUUACUUUUUGCCUCAAACUGAGGUGGCCUGCAGCUGUUCCCAUGCCCAACAGAUCAUUAGAAGACCCUGGAACACUUUUGGAAAAGAGCAAUUUAGCAAGGCUGGCUAGACCAUGGGGUUUUUCUUCAUACAUUAUUCUAGAGGUUAGCUAGGUUUGGGAAACACUAGGUAAUAGAUAGACAAUUCAUGGAGGGUGGGAGAGGCUAGACAAGCCUGAUCUCAAGUGCCCACAUAGGCACCAGUGUACCUAGGUAGGUAGGGAUCUCUGGCGUUGAUAAUUCUUUAGGAGACUUUAAAGCUGGGAGCAGGAUUCAAUGGCUACCUGCAGAAGGGGAGCUGGGACUUGGGGCCGAAGUGGUAGACAGCUUCGAAGGCAACAGCCUUCUUCCAUUUACUCUGCAAGUCCUUGUGAUUAUUAUUGUUUGCCCCAUGACUGGCUUACACAGGGAUGGGUUCCUCCUGUGCUAUGACCUGUUGCCUAAGUAAGUUCGCAGGAGUGGAGUCUCUAGAGAUAGCAGUUUAGUAAGCUGGAGAGUAGGACGUGAUGUGUUUGGACAGUGGUUAUCUCUUGCAGGGUGGUAUAGAAAAUGGUAGUUAUGACAGAACUGGGUUAAGAUCACAGCUGUGCCACACAGUUUUUGAUAUUUUAAGCAAGAUACUUUAAUUCUCCAAGCCUCUGUUUUUCCAUCUGUAAAAUGAGAGUGGAUACCUAUCUCAGAUACUGAGUUUUCAUUUUGCCCCAAUUUUCAGCCAACAGAUACUCUUCCUGAAAGCCCCUGACUGGUCCAGCCCAUCACGACUUCUCAAGGAACUGUCUAAUUAGCACUGAUAGCUCACUGAGAUUAAGGAGCCUGCCCAAGGGAAUCCUUUCCCAAGAUCCUCUCCAACAUUGCUUGGGGUCCUCAUGUUGUAUUUGUGGAGUAGCUUCACUGCACAGGCAGCAGGAGGCUGGGGGAGUCAUAGCUCUGGGCCAUGGGGGCAGAUUUAUUUAGAUGAUAGGACUAAUAUUUGUAUAACCUGCUGAGACCUGUGUGGGAGAGUUUAGGGUGGUUUUUCUUCUGGUGAGGGGAUUUGCUCUGGUUUCACAUCCAUUAACACAAAACAUGAGCUAGUCAGAGCCCUUGUGGUCUGCGGUGAGGGUAUGCCUGUGGAGAAAUGGGAUUGAGUGAGUCAGGCCAAGGGAAUGUCUUCCUUGCAGAGUAGAGUCAACUGGAUAACUGAUGAGCCAAUGGUGAGACUAGGGAGGGGGAAACGGGAGGGAAACUGAAGAGCUUGGACAUGUUGGGCCAGGAUGAAAAGGAGAAAAGUGGGGUAGGGGGAGUAAGAGCAUCAUGGUCAGUCUGAACUUAAGAACAGGAAUGAGUGCAUUUACAAAAGGGUGCUGCCCUGAAGGCCUGGCUGUGGGGAAGAGCCUCAGACCCCAGCCAGCCCCUGCUCUCACAGGAACAUCUGAGCUGCCAUGUAAAUGAUGGCACAAGGCACCCACCGGAAGUCAACCUGAGUUAAAUCUACCUGUGCCUUAGGAUCUCUUCUUUGUUGGCUCUCACGCUGUAGAAGGAAAUGGGUAGGCCUCUUAUGGCAUCUCAGAUUGCUCUCUAUGUUUUCCUGGGCUCCAGUUACUCUAGCUCAUAAAGAGGCAAGUUGUGUAAUUUCCCAUGAAUGGUUAAGCGCAGCCAUGUGUAAGACUGUCCAGAGAAAGAGAAGUUUGAAAAGUGAGGUGAAGAAGUGAGAGAAGAGGUGUCUAUCUGAGCCUAGUCUACUCCAGAGGCUGGGAGACCCCAAGAAGGAAUGAUGGCCAAGCAAUUAAUUUGUCCUCUUAGUGCUUAGCUUGCCUCUGCAUUCCAGUUGGCUUUAGACAACUGGCCUCCUUUCUUUCCUACACAAACAGAGACUGACUUAUUUGGAACAAGUGGCAAAAUGAGAACUUUAUUUGGUGCAGUCAGGAUUGCGUUAGUUCUGCUGCUGCUCCUUCCCGCUGCCUCUACUGGCCCCCUGUCCCAGCUCUCCCGUGUUUGACGGAGGCUGUUCUUCAGAUCAGGAGUGUCUCAGCUUCUCUUCCACUUCUUUCUGUUGAUCUUCAUUUCUUUUAACUUUUCAUAAGUAUGUAGGUUUAAUGCAUUGCAGUAAGUGUUAUUUGGAUGCAAAGUUAAAUUAAAUGAUACUAUCUCUGUCCUUUAAGGACCUGAGAAUCUUUCAGAGAAGGCACCUGACCCAAGUGCUUCAGCUGCUCAGCCUGUAGCCAGUUUCUGUUAUGUAAAAGAAUGCCAGCCUUAACCUAGCCCUGCAGGGAAGAGCCAGCUUUUCUUAUUACUAGCCCUGAAUAAUGGCACUAAGCCACACUCUUUCUCAUAGUGAUGCUGGAAAAAUGAAAUCAGGGACUUCAGAUUAAUUAGAGGAAUCUGCCAUUGCCCAGCCCCAAGGGUCUGUUUGCAAAGCGUGCAGGUCUAACUGACUACGCACAGCCUCGUUUCUAUCCUCCCCAUUGCAGAGUAAUUUCUUCCCCUUUCUCUCACUUCCCUUAUCAAGAACACCCACCACUAAGUCCUUCUGCCAAAUUCUCAGACCCACUCAGGACAUAAGUUUCUACAUGGUUUAACAGAAGAGAGAUAAUCAAGAUUGUUUUUUUCUUCAGCCUUUCUGAAGUUAUUAUUUAAAUGCUCUAGUGGUCAGAGGGCAGAAGCCCAAGUUAGCUGAGGAGAAGGGAGGACGCCAGGGAGCGUAUGUUUCUCAUCCCUGGGAGGUAUUCAGCCUAGCUCCUGUAGCCAAAUUACAGCACCAGAGAACAAUGCGAUGCAUUCCUGGGCAGGUCGGUGGGACCCUGGGCGCCUGGGCCUUGUGGAGAGAGGUGCCAGACACAGAGCUCUCCGUAAGCAAUCCUGCAGAGCCGCCCCCUGGGUGCAGAAAUGAAAUACGGGAGAGCUUCACAUUACACAGAGACCUGUAGCUCACACCUGGUUAUUGAUGGCCUUGGUGGAGGCCUCUGCCCCCUCCCUCCCCUUGGAAACUGCCUGCUACUACGGGGGUUGGGCAUCUCUGAGCAACGUUGGAAAGCAAGACAGAGGUGCUUCCUUUUCACUCUCUGCCCUACCUGUCAGCCCAAGCACAGCCAUGAGGAUAUACACAUGAGGUACACGUAUGAUGUCCACACAUGGAACCACCCUCAGCUGCAGGGGACUGGUAGGUAUAACUCUCCCCAACAAUAAACACGCCACUAGAUUUCAAUCAAUAUUUUAAAAGUCAUACCAACAGCAGGAUCUUGCUAUAACCAAGGGACAUUACAAAGUCACAUUCUCAUGCAGGCAGCUGGAGGUGGCAGGGGAAGGAUGGAGAGAGGACAUGGAGAGAAGAGAUCCGUGGUGGAGAAGGAUCACCUAAGCAGAGUGGCUGAGACUGUACAACCUGUCAAGGCUGCUUCAUGCUGGAGACAGAUGCACACCCCGUGUGCUGUAAAUGACAGGACCAUCUCAUGACUGCACGAGGGAUGACUGCUGGGCCUACUGCUUGUGGCCUGUAACUGUUGUGGGGCUCUGACUCAUUGGGAUAGCUGUGGACUUCAGGCAUAAUCUCCAUAAACGAGAGACAAUGAAGAGACCAGCCAGCUGCUUUGCUAGGGUAUAGAUGUCAUGGUUAAUGCAUGGAACUAAGCUUUCCCAGGAGCUGGUGUUCUCCUUGGGUGCUCAGCAGGUUUCCAGCAAUAGCCAGUGGGGUGUCAGUAAUACUCAGAUGCCUGUCCCUGAUCCCAAAGUUAAAAGGGAAAGGAGAGAGAGAGAGAGAGAGAGAGAGUUCAUAAGUUCAUUUCCCCACUUCCCAGUCAUGGCUUAAAUUAUCUCUGAGCAUCUUUGUGGUUAUUGUUCAUUUACUUAAGAUGUUUUCAGUCAUUCUGGAUCUGAGAAUGCAAGAUAAGCAUUCUCCCCUGGGCCCUCCAACUCAGAGCUAUCAUGGCUUUAAAAUUGCCUUUUCUCACUUCCAUUCUGCCCACAAAUCCAUGGAUGGAGCACUGGGACACGGGAGUUCUUUCUCCUUGGCCAAAGGAGGCAAAAAUCUGAUGACUCAGCUUCACACCACUGAGCCCUAGAAGCAGUCCUGAGCAAAGUGAAAAACUAGGCUGAGUGAAGAAAGAGGAAAAACAAGCUCCAUCCCAGUCGUCCUAUCUGACAGCUUUCAAGGUGGGGCUUCCCUCAAGGAUAACAAUGUUCAUAAAAAGCUUUUUUUUUUUAAUUUACAAAACACUUCUGCUUAUAUGUAAUCCUCACAACAACCCUGUGAGCUAGGGGUUACUCUCAUUUUACAGAUGCUGUUUAAAGAAGUUCAGUGAUCUGUCUACAGUCACAUGGACAGUGGGUGGCCCAGCAUAACUCAAACCUACGUCUCUGACUUCACAUCUCCUGUCUCCUCCUCAAAGCCUAAGGGUGCCCAGGGUUGGGGGUGCCACAGUCUUAGCACCUCCAGAAUACAAAUGUAUGUAAUAUUCGAGCCCUGUAGGAGUCCUAGCACCACCAGGAGGGCACAUCUAAGCUGUUUACAAAGGAAGUGUCAUUUCUGGCACAAUCACCACUGCGCCAAGAGAUCACUACACAAGGUGAUCUACAUUUCAACAACUCUGGCUCCAAAAGAAAUCUUUCUGCUUCCCCUCCCCAGCACCUGGCCUUCAGACUAACAUUCAAAUUUUGUUUUAACUUUAUCUAGUUCUUUUAAAGUGAUGCUAACUGUGUAGACAGAGUAGUAGUAAUAAGAGGACGUGAAAGGCAUUGGGCUUUUAAGGUAUGUUUUAGAAUUUCCUCUGAGACUUCAUUCUUUUAAAAAACUGAUGUCAACCCAAGGCUUGAGAAUGUAAGAACAGAGAAAAGAGUGCUAAGAAAUUGUCCUUUUCCGAGCAAGGCAUCUACUCUUGGCCUGAUCAUGGGGCCACUGGCUGAGACCAGUAAUUCAUCUACACGAAGGCAAAGGGUACCUACCCUGCGGGGAAACUCGGUGAGAUGAGGCAAACAACAGAUUUUCACUUGAUCAAAAACUUGUGCUGCUCUUAACCCCUCCUCCCACCCUCAUUCAAAAUCCGGACCUCUGUUUAGGUGCAAGACAGUGAGAAAAAGCAGCUCCAAAAGAUGAUGUGUGCAAGGGGAACCCUUCCCUGUUCAAUCCUGGAAUGCGUUUUGUUAGAGACAGCAUAAGCUCUUGCAUACCCUACCUAUCCCACUCCUGCACCCCAACUGUGAAGGCAGAAGGGAAAACUGCAGGAACAGAAUGUACAUCAAUCACAGACCUGGGAUGUUACAGCGCCCUGACUGGGGCCCUGACUUGAGUGAGGGGAAGAACACCUCAUGAAAACAGUGUACCUACAGUCAAGGUUUCUCCCAGAGCAAACCUUACUUUUUGGUCCAUCGAUCUUGGCUCUCAUUGCUCUCCCUGCUUCCCACCCCCACUGCCUCCGCAUGUGGGCUCAGAAGUCAUCAUCUAAAGAAUUCCAUUGCUCACCUCCUGCAUAGCAGCACAGCCCCAUGAGGCCGCACACCAGAUGGAGGGGAUAAAAGUACGAGGUCAUGGCUUCUAGCAAGAGGCUUUUUCUUAAACUAACCCUGACUUCUGGAAAAGAGGCAGAGCAAGAGAGUGUCGGGUGAGCUGCUGACGACAGCAGCUUCAUAGGUCUCGUGCAAAAAGGAAGGAAAAGCCAACUUGGUUUUCAGUGGAAAUUUCCCUACACCCAUCUUCAGGUCUACUGGACACGUCUGCUGCUCAGAAGUAUCUGAGUAGAGUGCAGAGACUGUCAAAGCAAAGGGUUAAGUUCUCAGUUGUAGGGACCUGGCCAGCAGGCUGCCACACACAUGCUGAGGUGGAGGCCAAGCCCUGAACACAUGCCCCGUUUCCGUAGGAAUGCAACUAUGAAGUAAAGGGAAAGGCAAUGGAAGGUGGAUUAGAACUCUGGGGAAACUGAAAAGUUCAUCAGUAGGCCUUUCAAUUGUUUGUGUCUAAUAAAUAAAGACAAGAGGAU